CCAUCAGGGAUCUCAGUCUUGAAAAGUAUCAUCAUCCUCGAAACCCUGCUGACAUGAAGUCUCUCCUGGUAAUGCUCGGCGCCAUCAUUGCUGCCUCCUACCUGCAGCUUGUGAUGGCGCUCCACCUCAGUGAAGCAACCUAUUUGGUGACCGUCAGCUCCCGUCUGACGGCAGGAAACCAAGAGACCGUCUGCGCUCUGAUCCAAACCCCCACAGAGCCCGUCACCUUGACCAUCACCUUGGACCUGGACUCUUCCAGUACCAAGAUCGGGGAGCUGUCUUUUCAAACUGAAAUUUACCGGUGCUUCCAGUUUAUGGUCCCUAUGGUGUCCAGCACAACUGUGGGAUCCAUCAGUGUGAAGAUUCGGGGUAGGGUGGACGUAACGACCAAGGAAACCAAAGUCCUGAUUGAACCUCCUGCUUUCAUCCACAUCGUCCAGACAGACAAACCCAUCUACAAGCCUGGACAGACCGUUCAGUUCCGGAUUGUCUCCAUGGAUACCAACUUUAUUCCCGUCAGCCGACAGUACAAAGAAGUGACAAUUCAGGAUCCCAACUCCAACCGCAUCGCUCAAUGGUUGAACGAGUCCAUCGAUGGAGGCAUUCUUGACCUUUCCCACCCCACCAUUCCUGAAGCGGCUCAAGGAAUCUACGUGAUCACUGCAGAGACGGACAAAGGAGAAACGAUAUCCUACAACUUUGAGAUCAAAGAAUAUGUUUUGCCAAAGUUUGAAGUAACUGUAAACCUGCCCAGUGUGAUCACCAUCCUGGAUGAGGAGGUAACAAUAGAGAUCUGCGGAAAAUACACGUAUGGGAAACUAGUUCUGGGAUCAGUCAAAGCAGAAUUUUGUAGACGUGCAAUUACUGGCUUCUGGUUGCGACCUUCGCAAUCAAGAGACAUCUGCAAGACAUUCCGACUCACCACGGACAAAAGCGGAUGUGCCUCAGAGACUUUACCCUUGGAAGGUUUUGGCCUUUAUGCGACCAACUACUUCGACUCGUUUGAGCUGACGGCUGACUUGGAGGAGUUUGGGACAGGUGUCACUCUUAAAGCCAGUGGAAGUGCCCGCUUCACCACUCGGGUCAGAACUAUCACUUUUGAGGACGUAUCGUCUGCUUACAAGCCGGGACUUCCCUUCAAUGGAAAGAUCAAAGUGGUUGGUGCAGACGGUAGUCCCGUUGUAUUCCAUGCAGUCUACCUAUAUAUCAAAGACUCACUGGCGUACACCUUCUAUACAGAUCAGAACGGCAUCGCUACCUUUUCUCUGGACACAUCCUUGUGGUCAGAAUCAGUCUCUCUCUCGGCAACCACUACAAUAAAAGAAACAAAUCCAAAACCCUUUCGUGGACUGCGACUUCCUGACUAUGGGACGGCCUACCACUACGUUAGAAGAUUUCACUCCACGAGCAAUAGCUAUGUGGGGUUCAGCGGGGACAAUGAGGACCUACCCUGUGACAAAGAUGGAUCCCUGUGGGCUCAGUACAUCAUCCAGGGGGAGGAUGUGAUGAGAGGACAGAGGUUUCUGAACUUCUAUUAUCUGGUGGAGUCCAAAGGGUCAAUUGUGCAACAAGGCGUUGUUCCUGGGCGGGUUCAAUAUGGAAUUGUUAAUAAGGGAUAUGUAAGAAUCUCCCUCAAGAAUGUGAUGGACCUGGCUCCAGUGGCCCAGGUGGCGAUUUACACAAUUGUAUCAAGCGGACAAAUUGUGGCCGACAGCCGGGACUUCCCCGUUCAGCUUUGCCUCAAAAACAAGGUGUCCUUGGAGUUCUCAGCUACCCAGGAGCUUCCAGGAGCAAAGACCACGUUGACUCUGCAGGCUCAGCCCAGCUCCCUCUGCUCCGUCAGAGCCAUUGACCAGAGCGUCCUCCUGCUCAAGUCUGAAAAGGAGCUCACAACCGACUAUGUCUACAACCAGCUGCCCGUUCAGAAAAUGUGGGGAUACGACUACAGGAUUGAAGACCGCAUCUCCUGCUCUUCUAGACCAUGGGAAAUAGCACGUAUUGGAUGGAAUGCAAUCCACAGAGCCCGCCGUGAUAGAAACUCACGCAUGAUUUUACCCAUCCCUGAGGGGGAUGACGUCCGCACUGUUUUUAAGAACAUCGGGGUCAGAAUAUUGACAAACUCUGACGGGAGAGCAUCAAGACGCUGCACUUCAAAUUUUCUUGGUAAGCCUAGUAGUUUUGAGUCCAUGCCAAUGAAAGCACCAGCGUCACCCCCAGAAGGGCAGAAAACGGAGACCGUAAGGACAUACUUCCCUGAAACCUGGAUCUGGGACCUGGUUUCUGUGGGAUCCAGUGGAUCCACCAGUCUGGAGAAGACCGUCCCUGACACCAUCACUAAGUGGGCAGCUGGAGCUUUCUGCGUGUCUCCUGCUGGCUUUGGCGUUGCCCCCAACGUUGGACUAACAGCCUUCCAGCCUUUCUUUGUCAGCCUCACUCUGCCCUACUCCGUGGUCAGAGGCGAGGUGUUCACUCUCAAAGCCACCGUCUUCAACUACCUCCCCAAAUGCAUCAUGGUGAAGGUAACUCUGGCCAACUCUGAUCAGUUCACCUUCCAGAACUGUGACGGCUGCGUCUACAGCAGUGUGUGUCUGUGUGCCGAGGAGAGCAAGACCUUCUCCUGGAUCGUGACUCCAACUGCUCUAGGUGAUGUGAGUCUGAAGGUUAGCGCUGAGGCUGAGAGGAGCCUCAAGAGAUGUGGCAAAGAGAAGGUCACAGUCCCUACUGAGGGUCGGAUCGACACUGUGAUUACCAACCUGCUGGUGGAGGCUGAAGGAGUUCCACAGAUGGUCAGCUACAACGCUCUACUGUGUCCUGCAAAUGGACCAGUGAGUAAAAAUAUCUCUCUUGAGCUUCCUGAGGAGUUCGUGACCGGGUCCGAAAGAGCCUCUGUGUCUGUUCUGGGUGAUCUCAUGGGCCGGGCCAUGAAGAACCUGGACAAACUCUUGGCCAUGCCGUACGGCUGUGGAGAACAAAACAUGUUGCUGUUUGCUCCCAACAUCUUUAUCCUGGACUACCUGAAGAGCACCGGACAGCUGAAAGACUCCACUCUGAAGACGGCUGUAGGAUACUUGGAGAGCGGAUAUCAGAGGGAGCUCAACUACAAGCACGAUGACGGUUCCUACAGCGCUUUCGGAAUGAGCGACGCGUCUGGAAACACCUGGCUUACCACUUUCGUCAUGAAGUCCUUCAAUGCUGCAAAAUCGUACAUCUUUGUGGACCAAAAGUACGUCCAAGACGCCAGAACUUGGCUGUCUGGACUCCAGAAGCCCGACGGCUGCAUCCAGUCUGUCGGGAGACUCUUCCACAACGGCAUGAAGGGGGGAGUGAGUGAUGACGUGUCCCUGACGGCCUACGUUGCUGCUGCCAUGCUGGAGCUGGACGGAAACGCCGACGACCCUGUGGUUCAGAACUGUCUAAAGUGUCUGCAAAGUGCAGCAGAAGAUAAUAUAACCAACCUGUACACCGUCGCCCUGAUGUCCUACACCUUCACUCUGGCUGGAGACGAGGACAUGAGGAGCAAACUCAUCACUCAACUGGACGAGGAGUCCACAAACGAAGGAGGUUCUAUUCACUGGAAGAGAGACGGUGCUUCUGAAACAGACCUGGACUCCGUGGAGGUGGAGAUGACGUCCUAUGUGCUCUUGGCUCUGCUCUCCGGUCCGUCUCUGCCAGACUUUGGUUUGGAUUACGCCGCCGGUAUCGUGCGUUGGCUCGCUCAGCAGCAGAAUCCGUUUGGCGGUUUCUCGUCCACACAGGACACAGUGGUGGCUCUCCAAGCUCUGGCCAAGUAUGCUAGUGCCACCUACAGUCCGGAGGGCAGUACUACAGUCACAGUGACUUCAGCUGGUGGUCUGAACAAACAGUUCACCAUAAAUAAUGAAAACAGACUUCUUUACCAAGAGGAGAAACUGAGUGAGAUUCCUGGAGAAUACACAAUCAAAGCUGAAGGUCAGAGCUGUGUUCUGGCACAGAUCUCAUUGUUCUACAACAUCCCUCCUCCUUCUGACUUCUCCGCCUUUCAAAUCUCCACUGACACCAGAGGUCGAUGUGACCUUCCCCGACCUGAGUUCAUGCUGUUUGUUCACGUCAAGUUUCAGGGCAGACGAGAGGAAACCAACAUGGUGGUGAUCAACAUUAAGCUGCUGUCUGGUUACAUUCUGCAGGACGACUCUUUGAAAAUGCUGAAGGAAAACCGCUUGGUGAAGCGUGUGGACGUGGAGGAAGGUUUCAUCAACAUCUACCUGGACGGGUUAAAGAAGGAUCAGGAGGAGACUUUGGAUGUGACCCUGGAGGAGGAUCAGCAGGUCGAAAACCUGAAACCAGCCGUGGUCAAAGUCUACGAUUACUAUCAGACAAGUGAUCAGGCCGUCACUGAUUACACUUCUCCUUGCAAAAAGUGAAGACUUUGACAUCCAUCUUCUAACCAAUGGGAGUUGUGGCACUGGAUGAAGUUUUAAAACCAAAAUAUACAGAAUAUACAGAAAUAUAAUGAAAAACAUGUUGCUCUGUUCUUAUUAUUUAGUAUUAUAAAGUGGCAACAGCAGUAAAAUAAUCCAAAUCUUGUUGAAGUGAACAGGGUGUGUUUUCCAAUCUUGGGUUACUCUUGAAUCCAUGUUGUAUACUACUGUUACUGUCAUGUGACCUGCUUGGCAUCUACACAGUGCAGGACUCAGAAACAGCACUUGGUGUCAAGUGUUAACAUCAUUCCCUUAUUUGCUUUGUGGUAAAGAUUUCUCUUUCUUCGGUUUUUUGGUGGUCGAA
Molecule: messenger RNA, 4761 nt
Organism: Oryzias melastigma (Indian medaka)
Lineage: Eukaryota; Metazoa; Chordata; Actinopteri; Beloniformes; Adrianichthyidae
Product: alpha-2-macroglobulin-like protein 1
Exons: 36
Coding region: 54-4400 (1448 amino acids)
Cellular component (GO): extracellular region
Molecular function (GO): endopeptidase inhibitor activity
Source: RefSeq, a predicted model, not a curated record